UUCCAGUCGUAGCGACGUCAUGUCCACCCGAGCGGCUGCCAAACCCACGGCAGUACUAGACGCACUCGACCCAAAGGAGGUCGCAACGCAGUACCUCCAGGCCAACAAACUCAACGAAGUGUUCCGGGAGCUGUGCACGUUGGUACUGCACCGACGACCAGCGAACCCGCGCGAAUUUUUGAUUGAGCAACUGGAGGCCAUGCGUUCCGCCCGUGAAAAUCGAAAUGCGACGUCAUUCUUUAACGAAACAGACCUCGGCACCAUGUUUACCAUGUUCGACGUGACCAACCAAGGCACAAUCUCCAUUGCUCAAUAUGACCAAGGAUUGAAGUGCUUGGGUAUCGAACGGCCCACGUUGCGGCUGCCUGAAUCCAUCCAUCGAGUGGACCGAACGCUGUUUGUACGCAGCAUGACCCAAGAACUCAAGAACAACUCGUACUUGUAGUUACCGCCCUGUUGGUUGGAUUCACAAGUUUCCAUAACACCCAUUCAAACACAAA
Messenger RNA from Aphanomyces astaci, 500 nucleotides. RefSeq lists its product as hypothetical. Gene Ontology annotation, molecular function: calcium ion binding. NCBI's taxonomy places the organism in Eukaryota, Oomycota, Saprolegniomycetes, Saprolegniales, Verrucalvaceae. The coding region runs from base 20 to 445 and encodes 141 amino acids. The transcript is spliced from 5 exons. The record is from RefSeq and is a predicted model, not a curated record.